Messenger RNA from Medicago truncatula (barrel medic), 923 nucleotides. RefSeq names its product ubiquitin-conjugating enzyme E2 5. The transcript has 6 exons. Lineage: Eukaryota; Viridiplantae; Streptophyta; Magnoliopsida; Fabales; Fabaceae. The coding region runs from base 123 to 671 and encodes 182 amino acids. The record is from RefSeq and is a predicted model, not a curated record.
UAAUCCUAUGAUAUUAUUUCAACCGGCUUGGGCUUUGGUGUGUUGUUUUGUGGACUAUGAACUAACCUAGGUAACCAGCAGCCAUAUAUCACUCUUUCUACAUACCAAACACAACACCAACGAUGUCUUCCCCAACCAAACGCCGUGACAUGGACUUGAUGAAGCUGAUGAUGACUGAUUAUAAGGUGGAGAUGAUCAAUGAUUGCAUGCAAGAGUUUUUUGUUCAAUUUCAUGGCCCUAAAGACAGUCCAUAUCAAGAAGGUGUAUGGAAGAUAAGAGUGGAGCUACCUGAUGCUUAUCCUUAUAAGUCGCCUUCUAUUGGUUUUGUCAACAAAAUUUACCAUCCUAAUGUUGAUGAAAUCUCUGGUUCAGUUUGCUUGGAUGUUAUUAACCAGACUUGGAGUCCCAUGUUUGAUCUUGUUAAUGUGUUCGAAGUGUUUCUUCCUCAACUUCUUAUAUACCCCAAUGCAUCAGAUCCAUUGAAUGAUGAGGCUGCUUCCUUGAUGAUGCGAGAUCGUGCUGCAUAUGAACAAAAAGUUAAAGAAUAUUGUGAAAAAUAUGCCAAGCCAGAAGAUAUCGGAGCUUCUCAUGAGGAAUCUAGCGACGAUGAGCUGAGUGAAGAUGAUUAUGCCUCGAGUGAUGACGGCAUUGCUGGCAAACCUGAUCCCUAGAUUGUUACAAUGUCUACCUUAUUUACAGUCAUGCUUGUACAUGUCUACAUGAUAAGAUAUUGAAAGUAUUGGAAUUGAAAGAGACAUUUUCUGAAGGUUGAAGGAAAAACCCUCACCUUUCUAUCUUUCUAUUCCUUGGUGGUUGUGUAAAUUUAUUGAUUGUUUAAAUGUUUCAUAUUUUUACCUUUGUGACUACAAGGUUCAAAUUCAGAAGAUUUAUUUCAAGCUGGUUUUGCAUAUGAAUGCAUUAAA